AGUGACACUUCGUUUAAGAGAAAUAGAAUAGGUAUACUAAUUAUAAAAUAAGUUUCUCUAUACUUUUUAAGGUAAACAAUCCAACAAAAUGCCAUACGCGAAUCAGCCAUCGGUUCAUAUUUCGGACUUAACGGAAGAAAAUGUCAAAUUUCAAGUGGAAGAUACGGAACUGAGUGUAGCAAAUAGUAUGAGGCGGGUUUUUAUCGCUGAAACGCCUACAAUGGCUAUCGAUUGGAUACAAUUAGAAGCCAAUUCGACCGUCUUAAGUGAUGAAUUUUUAGCGCAUAGAAUCGGAAUGAUACCGUUGAUAAGUGAUGAUGUUGUUGAUAGGAUACAAUAUACAAGAGAUUGCCAGUGCAUGGAUUUUUGUCCUGAGUGCAGUGUGGAAUUCACGCUUGAUGUAAAAUGUACGGAAGAUCAAACGCGACAUGUAACCACUGCAGAUUUUAAAUCCAGUGAUCCAAGAGUUCUUCCUGUUACAUCCAGGCAUAGAGAAGAUGAUGCCAGUGAAUAUGGAGAAACAGAUGAAAUCUUGAUAGUUAAAUUGAGAAAGGGUCAAGAACUAAAACUAAGAGCAUAUGCAAAGAAAGGUUUUGGAAAAGAACAUGCAAAGUGGAAUCCUACUGCUGGUGUAAGCUUUGAAUAUGAUCCAGAUAAUUCCAUGAGGCACACAUUAUUCCCAAAGCCUGAUGAAUGGCCAAAAUCAGAAUACAGUGAAUUAGAGGAAGAUCAAUAUGAGGCACCAUUCAACUGGGAAGCGAAACCUAAUAAAUAUUACUUCAAUGUUGAGAGCAGUGGAGCUUUAAAACCUGAGAAUAUUGUAAUGAUGGGCAUUGCAGCAUUGAAAAAUAAGCUGUCUAAUCUGCAAACCCAAUUGAGUCAUGAAGUUCAAAGUGAUGCAUUGAGCAUUCAUCAUUAA
Habropoda laboriosa is the source of this 919-nucleotide messenger RNA. RefSeq names its product DNA-directed RNA polymerase II subunit RPB3 (gene RpII33). Gene Ontology annotation, biological process: DNA-templated transcription. The transcript is spliced from 5 exons. Gene Ontology annotation, cellular component: RNA polymerase II, core complex. The record is from RefSeq and is a predicted model, not a curated record. Gene Ontology annotation, molecular function: DNA-directed RNA polymerase activity; protein dimerization activity. NCBI's taxonomy places the organism in Eukaryota, Metazoa, Arthropoda, Insecta, Hymenoptera, Apidae. The coding region runs from base 89 to 919 and encodes 276 amino acids.